AUGGAUGCGUGGAUGCAGAAGAGAAUAAACAACGUGUGUAGCGUGGUGGUUUGCGUGCUGCUGCUGGAGGCUUUCAACCCAGCCCCACUCACUCAAAAGCCUGGGCCAGAGGAGCGGCAGGAGGGAGAGACCUACCCCGGCGCGGAUAAUCCUUGGAGUGACGCAGCGCGCAGCCAAUCAGAGGCGCCGCUGGAGGAAAGAGGGGUUGGGGGCGGGGCCAAGCCAGGCGAGGGAUCCGCGAGAGAGAGAUGGUUUGUGAGAGAGGAGCGCACACUGUGUUUGGUUUGUGGAGGCUUUUGUUUGGGGGAAGACAAAACGGUCUGA
This is a messenger RNA of Knipowitschia caucasica, 324 nucleotides long. Lineage: Eukaryota; Metazoa; Chordata; Actinopteri; Gobiiformes; Gobiidae. The record is from the annotation of a GenBank genome assembly.